AUGCGAUCGCAGAUCAGCAACAUUCAUUCCACGAUCCUGCAGCGUGGCUCACCAUCCCCGUCAAAUUCGCCGUCCCCGACCGCCGGUUCUCUCAUGACUCCUCAGCGGCCACCAAGGAGAAGGGCUCAGUCCGUGGGCAACUCGGCCUACGGUUCGAGUCCCGCCCUGACCUCACACAUACCCCGAGGGUCUCUUUUCACAGCCAACGAAGAAGAUGCCUGUUUCGUUCGGAUCAAGGUGCUGGGGGCGAGUGGUUUGGCGAAAAAGGACAUCUUCGGGUAUAGCGAUCCGUACGUUAAAAUCGAGCAGAAUACAAUCACCGGCGACGUGAACGUGGACCAGAUGAUGACGAAAACAAAGCGAAGGACGCUCAACCCUGUUUGGAAUGAGGAGUUCGUGUUCCAAGUCAAGCCAAACGAGCACAAACUGGUGUUCCAGGUGUUUGACGAAAAUCGGCUCACCCGGGAUGGCUUCAUGGGGCUCGUCGAUUUGACGCUGAUUAAUUUACCGCAUGAAACCGAAGGCAGAACAAUUGCACCGCAGCGGUACACCCUGCGAGCGAAACGGCAGUCUAGCUUGCGAAUCAGUCCUAAGGUGCGUGGUACGCUCGAGCUUUACCACGCGAUCAUGCGCAACGAUGAUUCGGCCAUCGCUAAUCGAGCAGCCCUACUGGAAACCGUAUCGUCCCCAUCGUCAUCGGCCAGCACUGGCAAUCGGUCGUCCGGCACCAGUACCCCUCUGUCGACGCCCCGGAAUGCCGGAUUGUAUCCCCAGCAGCAGCUACCUGCGCAACAUCCUUACUUUCGCUUCCAUCAUCAGCAGACGCCGGCACCGCAAACGGAUCCGCUGCCCCCGGGUUGGGAGGUGCGACACGACCCGGUGGGCAGAAUCUACUACGUUAAUCAUGUCGCACGAACUACGCAAUGGGAGCGACCCAGUAUCGUACCAGCCCAGCCGGGAUUGAACGAUAUGGUGGCCGCUUUUCAGCGCAGAUUCCACAUCAGUAACGAUCCAGAUAACGGGGGCAGUGGCAGCACUAACACGAGCAUGGCCGACAGUGCCAGUAUUGCCUCGGAUAGUGGCGACGCCGGUGGAACAGGCGGUACUGUUAGUUCCGGUACGGCUGCUCUUCCAUUAUCCCCAGCGGUAGAUCACUCUCAGGGUGCCUUACCUGCACCUGACCGGACCGUAUCCGUCAAUACGUCCCGUGACGGUGAGACCGAGCAAAAUGGUCUCUCCCCGUCACUCUCCAGUUCGUCGCUCGCUAGCAGUGGAACCGGUGGUCUGAUACGUCCAAUACGUACCGCCCCACCACCCCCAUCGGCUUCGUCAACGUCCUCUGCUUGUGCUAGUCCGUCCGGUACGCCGGUGCCCACCCAGCGGCGCCGAUCGUCUCACAGCAUCGUCACCACCAACGAAAGUGUCUCGGUUGCGGGCCCUGAGAAUGGAGAUCUUUCCACGCCUGCGACAGUGGGAACCGCUGGGCGAGAUAAUUCCGUUUCCUCCAGCUCCAUCGCCAAUGCGGUCGAUGCGGACGUAGAAGCAGAGAAUGCUCCUACCGCUCGGGAGAUCAAUGAUGCCGCUACGUCUUCCAGCCAGGCGUAUUCAGAUUCCCCGAGUGCUUCGACCGGAUCUCAACCGUCCCCAGGCCUUCUAUCUUCGCCCGCACCGGGCUCGGCUAAUGUUCCGAAUGCGACUGGAUUACCUCCCGGUUGGGCGGUGCAAGUUGCAUCCAAUGGACGGCUGUUUUUCAUCGAUCAUAUUAACAAAACCACAUCGUGGGUAGAUCCGCGAACGGGACUCGCCAGCCCGAUUCCAAAUGCCGGUACCGACGGGUCUGCCAACACCGCGAACGGCGGUGCCGCUGGUGAAGGAAGCGGAGGUCGUGGAGAUGCUCGCUCUGAUGACAAUCUGGGCCCGUUGCCGGAAGGCUGGGAAGAACGUGUGCACAGUGACGGUCGGACGUUUUUCAUCGAUCAUAACACACGCACAACACAGUGGGAUGAUCCGCGGCUCUCGAAUCCAAAGAUUGCAGGACAGGCAGUCCCGUACUCGCGUGACUACAAGCAAAAGUAUGAAUAUUUUAAGAGCCAGCUGCAGAAACCAAGCAACGUGCCGAACAAAAUCGACAUCAAAGUGCGACGUAUUUCCAUCCUAGAAGAUUCUUAUCGAGUGAUCAACUCUGUCACGCGAGUCGAUCUGUUAAAGACGAAGCUGUGGGUCGAGUUCGAGGGUGAAACGGGUCUGGACUACGGAGGAUUGGCACGCGAAUGGUUCUAUUUGUUGUCAAAGGAAAUGUUCAAUCCCUAUUACGGGUUAUUUGAGUAUUCGGCGAUGGACAAUUACACGCUGCAGAUCAACCCAAAUAGUGGUCUGUGCAACGAGGAACACCUGAACUAUUUCCGGUUUAUUGGUCGCAUUGCUGGAAUGGCUAUCUACCACGGUAAAUUGUUGGAUGCAUUCUUCAUCAGGCCAUUCUACAAGAUGAUGCUGCAAAAACCAAUUGACCUGAAGGAUAUGGAAGCCGUCGAUACAGAAUACUACAAUUCGCUCCUUUACAUAAAAGAGAACGAUCCAAGCCCGCUCAUGUUAACGUUCAGCGUGGAUGAAGAAAGCUUCGGAACAACAAAUCAGCGCGAGCUUAAACCAAACGGAGCUGAUCUGGAAGUGUCAAACGACAACAAGGACGAAUACAUUCGGCUCGUAAUUGAUUGGAGGUUUGAGGCGCGCGUCAAGGACCAGAUGCAAGCAUUUCUAGAAGGUGUGGGUUCGCUUCUGCCACUACAUUUGCUCAAGAUAUUCGACGAGAACGAGCUCGAGCUGCUAAUGUGUGGCAUCCAGAGUAUCGAUGUGAACGACUGGAAGAAAAAUACAAUGUACAAGGGUGACUACUAUGCGAAUCACGCAGUCGUGCAGUGGUUCUGGCGGGCGGUACUAUCUUUCAACAAUGAGAUGCGUGCACGAUUGUUGCAAUUUGUGACCGGCACUUCCCGAGUGCCUAUGAACGGCUUUAAGGAAUUGUACGGAUCGAACGGACCACAGCUGUUUACAAUCGAGAAAUGGGGAACAGUAAACAAUUUCCCGCGCGCCCACACUUGCUUCAACCGAUUAGAUCUGCCCCCAUACGAAAACUACGCUCAGCUGAAAGAGAAAUUAAUUAGCGCUAUUGAGGGCAGUCAAGGAUUUGCAGGAGUAGACUAG
This is a messenger RNA of Anopheles nili, 3201 nucleotides long. RefSeq names its product E3 ubiquitin-protein ligase Nedd-4 (gene Nedd4). Gene Ontology annotation, molecular function: protein binding; sodium channel inhibitor activity; ubiquitin-protein transferase activity. The transcript has 7 exons. NCBI's taxonomy places the organism in Eukaryota, Metazoa, Arthropoda, Insecta, Diptera, Culicidae. The record is from RefSeq and is a predicted model, not a curated record. Bases 1 to 3201 code for a protein of 1066 amino acids. Gene Ontology annotation, biological process: regulation of dendrite morphogenesis.